AAAAAUAUCCGAACGCGAAUUCCCCCACUCCACUCACGAGCUCUCUUCGUCUUCUUCCUCCCACUCCACUCCACGUUUAUUAACCAGAGGGGGUGGGGGGGACGGAAAAGCCAAACCGCAUCUCCUCUCCCUCGUUCUCCAAUUCUCCCACCGCACCAUGAAGCAAGCCGCCGCCGCCGCAGGCCGUUACAAACUCUGGGCCCUCGCUGCCAUCCUCCUCCUAGCCCUCUGGUCUGUGCUCACCGGCACCGUGACCAUCAAACGCUUCUCCCGCCGCCCCUCCGACGACGACCUCGGCGGCCCCGAUUUCGACGACCUCGACGUCCUGGAGAUGGAAGAGAGACAGAAGGUGGUGCGCCGCAUGUGGGACGUUUACCGCAGCUCCAGCCGCCUCCCCAAGUUCUGGCAGCGGGCCUUCGAGGCGGCCUACCAGGAGCUCGCCGGCGAUGACUCCAGGGACGCAGCCGUCACAGAAAUCGCCAGGCUGUCCAUGCGGAUGGCCGACAUCCAUCCCCCUCCACAGCCCACCAAGAAUCCUGAACAGGAGAUUAAACACAAGGACGGAGAUGGCCUGCCGAAAUCCAAACCAUCAUAGUCGUCAGUGAAAGAUCGAUGAUGCAUGGUGGAACGUAGUUUCGAUCUCUGAUUCCAAUUUCAACGCUCUCUGUUCUUUCAUACACAUUCUGCAAUUGCUUAAUUCGACGCGUCGUCGCGUUGAAAGCAUGCCGAGGAAGAGUCAGACGACUAAGCUGGAAUCUCAAUGCCAAUAUCGCAAUUAGUUCGUCGGAGAGUUCCUUUUACCUCGUUUCAUUUAUUAUUUCUAUAGUCUAUCUAUUAAUGAUGGAUCCAUCUUUGUGGUCCUCAACAACCACCAACCCAUGGAAGCCUAAAAACAAAGGAUUCCCUUAUUCAUUAUUCAACUAUUAA
Zingiber officinale is the source of this 927-nucleotide messenger RNA. RefSeq lists its product as uncharacterized. The transcript is spliced from 3 exons. The record is from RefSeq and is a predicted model, not a curated record. Bases 158 to 595 code for a protein of 145 amino acids. NCBI's taxonomy places the organism in Eukaryota, Viridiplantae, Streptophyta, Magnoliopsida, Zingiberales, Zingiberaceae.